Messenger RNA from Manihot esculenta (cassava), 1063 nucleotides. RefSeq names its product LIM domain-containing protein PLIM2b. Bases 173 to 805 code for a protein of 210 amino acids. The record is from RefSeq and is a predicted model, not a curated record. The transcript is spliced from 5 exons. Gene Ontology annotation, cellular component: actin cytoskeleton; plasma membrane. Gene Ontology annotation, biological process: actin filament bundle assembly. Lineage: Eukaryota; Viridiplantae; Streptophyta; Magnoliopsida; Malpighiales; Euphorbiaceae. Gene Ontology annotation, molecular function: actin filament binding.
AAAAAGCAGCAACAAAUUUGUGAGAGUUCAAUUAACAUUUCUAUCUCAACUUUGUGAGAUGGAGACUUGAGCUCCAAACUGUUUGUUGUUGGAACAAAAAUAAAACCCCUUCAGAAGAAGUUUUUCUAGCUAAUUCUUCUUAGCUUCUCAUACACAGCACAAAAUUACAACAAUGGUUUUCAGUGGAACUACAGAGAAAUGCAAGGCUUGCGAUAAGACUGUUCAUUUCAUUGAAAUGAUUACAGCCGAUGGAAUUCCUUAUCACAAGACAUGCUUCAAGUGCAAGCACUGCAAUGGACUUCUUGUGAUGAGCAGCUAUUCCUCAAUGGAUGGGGUCUUGUACUGCAAACCUCACUUUGAGCAAUUAUUCAAGGAGAAUGGGAAUUAUAAUAACAAAUAUUCAUCAUCUGGAGAAAAGAAAACUGCACAGUCAAAGGCUCCAACCAAAUUUUCCUCCAUGUUCAGUGGCACUCAAGACAAGUGUGCACGCUGUCAUAAAACUGCAUACCCAUUAGAGAAGGUGAGUGUGGAAGGAGAGUCGUAUCACAAGACAUGCUUCAGAUGCUCCCAUGGGGGUUGCUAUCUCACAACCUCAUCCUAUGCUGCUCUAGAUGGCGUUCUUUACUGCAAACCCCACUUUGCUCAGUUGUUCAAAGAGAAGGGCUCCUACAAUCAUAUAAAAGUGAAGCAACAUGAGGCAGAGGCAACAGAAGAGACAGAGAAACCUGGAGGGGAAGAAGAAACCAAAGCAACGCCUGCGCCAGAGCCAGAAACUGAGGAAGUUGCUGCACAAGACCAAUCAUAAUCUAUAUGAAUUGAAUUUUCACAAUAUUAGCUCCAUGUCAACCAUGAACAUUUUUGUUUGGGUAAAAUUAGGGGCAAGGUGAAGGAGUUAUAUUGAAUUAAUUAAUUUGUUAUGAGAAGGGUAUUCAAAAUGUUAGUGCACGUUGAUCCGAUAGUGUUGCAGGGGAUCUGCCUGCACCAGGACCUAUUCUUUGUUUUAUGAUUUUUGCAUUGCUGAGUGUGAAUUUGCACUUAACUGAAAUAAGAAAUUUUUAGUUUC